CUCAAAUUUUAAUUUUAUUGCUUUUUUUUUUUUAAAUGUUUUUCCCAUUUCUCUAAACACCUUUUCAACAUUGUUAUAGACAUUCUUAUACUUUGAUUUUAUUAUUAUUAUUAUUAAUAUUUUACAUUCCCUAUCGGCGGGACAUGUUCUAUAGACUAAAGAACAUUGAUAAUAUAAAUCCAAAUAAAUAUAAAUGACUACCACUAGAAAAGUGGUAUUUUAAUUUCAUUUGUGCAUUUCAGUUGACAUACUUACUAGUUUGAUCAAUACUUACCUCCAAUGCUUACAAAUAACGAGUAGGUAGAUACGUACGUGGAGCAUUCCGUCACACAGAUUAGGGUGUAGCUAUUAUUCAUUUGGUAGUCAGAAUUCAGAAUUCUACGUCGUUGUGUUGUCGAUCAAAUAUAAACGAUGCACAAUUCACCUAAAAAGAAAAAAAACAAAAAAGGUCAUAAAAAAAAAAAUGUCAAAGAGGAGAAAGAUGCGUUACAAGAAGUAGAUCGUACCAUGUACAACAUACAAAUAACCGAUCUAUCCGAAAAACUUGCCAGAGUAACUAACAGAUGUGUGGAAUUGGAGAAAAAUAAUGAUUUGGAAAGAGAAAAAGCUAAUGCAUUAAAAGAAAGCCAAUGUGAUAUCAUAGCGUAUUUAUCACGACAAGUGGAAAUUAAAAACAACGAGAUAAUUGAUUUGGAUAAUACUAUUUCUACCUUGAAAACGACUAUUGAACAUCAAAAAAUAAAUUACGAAGACAUCAUUUUGAAGAAAAAUGAUCAAUUUGAAACAGUUUUUGGGCAAUUGAAAGCAGAAAUUGGCUUAUUAAAUAGCAAAGUGAAUUCAUUAAACGAGUUCAAAAAACAAAGAACUCAACUAACGGAUAAAUUUUUAAAACAAGAAGAAGAAUUAUCAAAACUUAAAGAAGAAAAUAAUAAUUUAAUUUAUGAAACAGAAAAAAAACUCAUUAUAGCUAAAGAACACAUGAAACGUCAAAACGAAGCUAAGCUUUUGCAACUAUCUACUACGAUUCAGAAUAAUUUACAAAAGUUGAUGUCUUCCACGUUUCAAAGAACUUUACAAGAAAAUGCGGUUAUAAAGAAAGAAUUAAAAAAAUGUUCUGAAAGCUGGUUCAAAAUGAAUAAAAAAUACACGUCAGUUAAAUCCGAUAAUUUAGAUUUAAAAAUUGAAAACAAAAUGUAUACGAGAGAAAAUAGUCGUCUAAAUAAAAUAAUCAUAGCUCAAAAACAGAUAAUGGAUGUGAUGAAAGUCAAAAAAAUAGGUCUCAGUUGUCAGUUACAAGACUUGUCCGUGAAAAAUGAUAGGAACCAGCGUAAAGCAUAUAAAGCUAGCAGAAUGAAUACUGCAAUAAUUAAAUUGAAAAAGUCGUUGAAAACAAAAAAUCGAAAGAUUCGAAUCUUGACAAACAAUUUAACAUUGAUAAAAACUGAAUUAGAGACAUUAUGUCUUCACAUUUAUAAAAUGGAUUCAAUGCUCGUGACGACGACUAAUUCAAUGGAACGCAUUUUAAAAUUGAAUGAGGUAGACCAGUCGUUAAGCAAGUAUAAAGGCAAUGUUUACUACACAUUUGUAGUGAACUUAUAUAAGCUUUUUAGUGCUACGAAGUUAAGAAAAGUUGAAAUACAAGGAUUUGAUUCGUAAGUACCUAUUAUACAUUUAGGUAUG
Molecule: messenger RNA, 1680 nt
Organism: Sipha flava (yellow sugarcane aphid)
Lineage: Eukaryota; Metazoa; Arthropoda; Insecta; Hemiptera; Aphididae
Product: cilia- and flagella-associated protein 157
Exons: 8
Coding region: 412-1656 (414 amino acids)
Cellular component (GO): cilium; ciliary basal body
Molecular function (GO): microtubule binding
Source: RefSeq, a predicted model, not a curated record